Molecule: messenger RNA, 1263 nt
Organism: Bactrocera dorsalis (oriental fruit fly)
Lineage: Eukaryota; Metazoa; Arthropoda; Insecta; Diptera; Tephritidae
Exons: 9
Coding region: 68-1159 (363 amino acids)
Source: RefSeq, a predicted model, not a curated record
AGUAACUUUUUAAAUAUUUUCAGAAGGAAGUUGUUUUCUACUGCAUAAAGAAAAAUGUUCCAGGACAAUGCAAGCCAGAAACGCUGGGGAAAUAAUUCCGAGCACAUAUUCACAAGCAACCGCAUUAAUGGAUUUUCACAGGCGAAUGCAUCACAAUUUUAUGGUACUGAAUUAUCUUGCCAAAAAUAUGAUUUAUUUUUACAAAGAAACAAUUUCUAAUGAAGUCAACCGAGACAACUUGUGGCGUGAUGGAUAUGAUGGAAUGAAAAAUCCGGUUGAAGUCACUUUAAAUAAUGUAGCUAUGUUAAAAUAUAAAUUAUGGCUAUUAAGCGAUUAUAAUAACCGCACUGGAAGAUUUCCGCGAUUUUCUAAUGGUUUUCAUAAGAGGCAUCAGGAAUUAGAUAUAAUCAACAUUACAGGCUACGCUUUAUAUCAACACCCACACAAAUUUAACAGGAGUGUAUAUUUAGUUCCAACGCAUACAGCGAGACAUAUUUUCUUAGAUCCUGACGCAAAAACAAGAACCAAUUAUGAAGAGCAAUAUAAAAAAGAAUGGUUGGUUUCACAAGCAUCAGACAUGAAACUUAAGCCGAUCCAAUUUUCACAUGAGGUUUCGAGUAAAGAUAUUGGUAUCAAAGACAUCACAGAUAUUGCUUUAACAACAUUAUCAUUUCUAUCGUUUGGAAUGUUUGUUCUACAAAUUUUAACGUGCUUAACUGCUGAAAAACUUGAUGCCAACAGUAUUAUUUUAAUGCAAUCAGCUUCCACAAACGCAGUAAUGGACGAAGAGCGCAUUGAAGAAAUAAGAAGAAGGAAGAGAUCACCUAUAAACGUACUACUAAAGCUAGAUAUUAUUGCACAAAAAUCCUUGCGAUUACUCAAACUAUUUUCCAGUACAUAUGAUAAUUAUUCUUGCUACUACUACCUCAUCUGCGAAAACAGUGAUACUGUUAGAAAUCAACUAACGGACCACGCAUUUUGGAUUCCCAUUUGGAGUGCAGGCAUUACUUGGAUAUCAAACUACAAGCAAAUAGUGCCUUCAAAACUUAAAUAUUCCAGACAACACUUGGACAAUUUAAGAGCGGUUAUUAUUGGAGUAUUAGGAAAAGAAUCGUGUGAAAGCAACUUUAAAGAUGCGUGCUCAAAAGCCACCACUUAAAAUGUGAUGAAUUUUGCCAGUCAUAGUUCUAGAUUUAAAGCUUAAUUAAAAUACGUUGUACGAAAGUAAAAAGAUAUAUUUCUAAUUAAAAAUACAGGUAUAUA